GAAGCCUCAGUGGUCCCUCCCACUCUCCAGCCUUCGCAAUGCCGCCCAAGGACGAUAAGAAGAAGGAAAAUGCCUGGAAGUCGGCCAAGAAAGACAAGGACCCAGUAAACAAGUCUGGAGGCAAAGCCAAGAAGAAGUGGUCCAAAGGCAAAGUUAGGGACAAGCUCAACAACCUGGUCCUGUUUGACAAAGCCACUUACGAAAAACUCUGUAAGGAAGUUCCAAACUAUAAGCUCAUAACCCCUGCUGUGGUUUCUGAGAGGCUGAAGAUUCAUGGCUUGCUGGCCAGGGCAGCCCUUCAGGAGCUGCUUAGUAAAGGACUUAUCAAGUUAGUCUCAAAGCACAGAGCUCAAGUAAUUCACACUAGAAAUACUAAAGGUGGAGAUGCCCUCGCUGCUGGUGAGGAUGCAUGAACAAA
Messenger RNA from Dipodomys spectabilis (banner-tailed kangaroo rat), 418 nucleotides. Its product is annotated as 40S ribosomal protein S25-like. The transcript has a single exon. Gene Ontology annotation, molecular function: structural constituent of ribosome. The record is from RefSeq and is a predicted model, not a curated record. NCBI's taxonomy places the organism in Eukaryota, Metazoa, Chordata, Mammalia, Rodentia, Heteromyidae. Bases 39 to 413 code for a protein of 124 amino acids. Gene Ontology annotation, cellular component: cytosolic small ribosomal subunit.